AGAAAGAAAAAACGGUAUAUAUAUUAUACAUCUAGGAACGAAGAGACGGUGGAUUUAAGUGAAGGAAAAACAAUCCCUAACUAAAUAUUACACUCUAUUCAACUUGCAGGACAAUGUCGUUGGAGCUCCCAAGUGAACUGAUCCACCAAGCCAAGAUCUCAACCCGAACCGAAUCGGGUCAACCCGAUUACAACCCAAAUGACCCAUCACUUCCAUCAAUACCUUCUCUUUCCGCCACUAUAGCCGCCUUUGAUCCUUCUCCACCAUAUCUCCGUUGUAACCAUUGCAAAGGUAAGCUUCUCAGAGGGCUACAGUCGUUGAUUUGUAUAUACUGUGGCCAGAAAUUGCAACAAAACCCGGAAGUUUCUCCUGACCCGAUUUCAUUUAAGUCUACUGUUGGUUAUCAAUGGUUUCUUCAAGCUCUGAACCUUGAUGGAUCGGAGAAGGUUGGAGCAGCUACAGAAAAGAAUCAGGUAAACAAGGGGCCGAGUUCACCUCGUGAUGAAGUUCUUUUAUCUGAUCUCCUUGAUCUGAAAAUAAGAUGGCCAACUGAGCUGGAGACAGACAACACUAUCACGAACAAGAAUCUAGAGCAAAGCAAAAGCUCUUACAAUCCGACUGGAUUUGACCUGGACAACUUUCUUUCUUUUCCAAAGAGGGAAAACAUAUCCAGUGCGUACAAAGAAGACAGAGUCAUAAGCGAAAAUAUUGGAGUCAUAAGUGAUAAUAUUGGGAGUGCAGUAAAUGAAACAGCUGGAAGUGAUGAGGAUCUUAGUUUGUUUGAGAAUCUUAGAUCCUCUGAACCAGCUGUGACCGCUUCUACAGUCCAAACUAGUGAUAAUCUUAGAUCGUCUGAACCGGCUGCGACCUCUUCUACAGUCCAAGCUAGUGAUGACUUUUCUGGAUGGCAAGCAGAUUUUCAGAGGGCUGGUUCAGGAGAGAAGAAUGUGUUUAGCACAUCUAGCAGUCCUAUCAGUUCUGCAGUUGGUUCUGGAGGUCAGCAUGCCUUUGCAGCAUUUGACACCUUUACGAGUUCCACAGUUAGUUCUGAAAAUCAGCACGAGGCUUCCAAAUCAACUGAUGCUUUUGUUGGCUCAGAUAUUGAUCUUUCUGCUCAGUUAGACACGGUUUUUGGAACCGCAGAAGGCCCAACAGAUGGGAAACUGAAGGAUGUUGUAGCAAUUUCUUCUGCAGCUAAUGAUUGGCCAGCAGUUGACAUAUGGGAUAGUGCAAAUCCGGAAGCAUUGCAGAAAGCUGGGGAAAUUCUUCCAAUUUCCAGACCCAAGGAUGCUGAUCUACCAAAUAGUUCAAACGACCCCUCUACUAGCAUUGAUUGGUUUCAAGAUAACACAUGGCAGACUAAUAAUGCACCUGCACCUAAACAUGAUACAGAAAAUGGAGAUCAUGAUUCUUUUGAUGAGUGGAAUACUUUUACCUCCUCCGCACCCAUCAAAGAUCCCUUUGAGAAUUUACCUGCACCUAAACUUGAAACAGCAAAUGGAGAUCAUGAUUCAUUUGAUGAGUGGAAUACUUUUACCACCUCUGCACCCAUCAAAGAUUCAUUUGAGAAUGUUCUGGUGCAAAGCAACAAUGACAAUAGCAAUAACAGUAACAUGGAACUAACAAAUUUCAGUUCAAACCUUGAUGAUAUGGAUUUUGGCAGUUUUUCGCAGUCGGAUCCUUUUUCAGCUACACCUGGUAAAGAGGGUGUUUCUGCAGAAGUGAAUGACAAUAUUUUGGAAGUUCCUACCAUAUUCAGUGGCGUUGAUACCCCAAGCAAGGUUGGUGACGAUGCUGGACAUGCUUCAGAGAAUGCAGCCAUUCGUGCUGAAUCGAAUCCAUCGAAGAAUGAUAUGGAUAUAGAAGGUAUAAUGUUGCAAAUGCACGAUCUUUCUUUUAUGCUCGAGAGCAAUCUAUCCAUUCCCUCGAAAUCAAACAUCUCUCUUACCAAGGAUUGAUACCUCGGUUUGCUCACAUGGUUUGAUUUCAAGAUUCAUGUAAUCAGGUUGUACCUGUUCAUGUAUUUUAUUAUAAGAACAUAUGAUUGUUUUUGUCGUUAAUUAUCUUAAAUUUCUUAAAUGAGUGCGAAGGAGUGUCACGUUUAUCUCCAGAUAUUUUGUUGUAACUGAAGAGAGAAGUAGAAGAGCUUGUUUUUGUCCCCUUUAUUUUCUUUGGAGAGGUAAACAUGAAUUUCCCUACAUCCCUUGGUGUAUGUUUUCUGGUUUGAUAUGGCAUUGUCAAUGGACCAGUUUAUGGGAUACAUAUAGGAAAGGUAUAUAAAGAUCAGAUUGUUUUCUUGCAAA
Messenger RNA from Lycium ferocissimum, 2303 nucleotides. RefSeq lists its product as uncharacterized. The transcript is spliced from 3 exons. NCBI's taxonomy places the organism in Eukaryota, Viridiplantae, Streptophyta, Magnoliopsida, Solanales, Solanaceae. Bases 114 to 1958 code for a protein of 614 amino acids. The record is from RefSeq and is a predicted model, not a curated record.